AUUUCAAAUUAUCACACAUAAUUAUGCAAACCAAACGAACCCAACCAGGAGGCGCCUUGUUCAAGCAAACACAAAGAAACCCUCUCUAUGAAUUCAUUGUAUAUAACAAAAACCCACACAUCGGUUAAAGCUCCAAAAGCCAAGAAGAAGCUGACAAGAUCAACCAAACCCAGAUAACCUGUUGUUUAAUUUUCAGUAUUGAUUCUUAGUCGGAGGUUGGUUUUCCAAAAAAAUGGAUAUUACAUUGCAAGGAUUCGGCAUGGUAGUGAAUAAUUCUGCGUAUGAUGAUGAUUCACCUUGUAUUGUUGUUGAUUGUGGGAGGAAAUCAGAGGAGGAAGGUGAGAAGAAAAAUAUAAGGGGUUGUUUGGAUACAUGUGAAGAAGAAGAAGAAGAGUUUGGUGGAAAUACUAGCUCAAGCUCUGAUUUCACGACGUUAUUUGAAACUUCUUUAAAUGAAGAGCAUAUCACUAGCUUUGAAGACUCAUCUUCUCCUUCUUCCAAGGAUGUAAACAUCUUGAAUCAUGAGGUCGAAGCCCCACAUUGUACCGAUUCUGAUAGUUCUGUGCAACCCCUUUUGGGUCAAAGAAAUUUAGGGAAACAAGGGCCAACACCACUCUCAGAGAUUGAAAUGAUGAAAGAAAGAUUCUCGAAAUUGUUACUUGGAGAAGACAUGUCUGGUUGUGGGAAUGGUGUUUGUACAGCUUUGGCCAUCUCGAACGCAAUUACAAAUCUUUGUGCCACACUUUUUGGACAAAUAUGGAGGCUUGAACCUCUACGCCCUGAGAAAAAAACAAUGUGGCGAAGAGAAAUUGAAUGGCUUCUUUGUGUUAGUGAUUACAUUGUUGAGUUGAUUCCAUCUUGGCAAACUUAUCCAGAUGGAAGCAAGCUUGAGGUCAUGACUAGUAGACCCAGGUCCGAUCUUUAUGUUAACCUUCCAGCUCUUCGUAAAUUAGACAACAUGCUUCUCGAGAUAUUGGACAGUUUUGAAAAAAUGGAGUUCUGGUAUGUUGACCAAGGCAUUCAAGCUCUUGAAACAGAUGGUUCCUCAUCUUUGUGUAAAGUGGUCCCACGCCAAAAAGAAAAAUGGUGGCUCCCGGUCCCACGUGUCCCCACUGGCGGUCUCAGUGAGACCGCCAGAAAAAAUCUGCAAAACAAACGCGAUUCCACAAAUCAGAUACUAAAAGCCGCAAUGGCUAUCAAUAGUAUCACUUUAGCAGAUAUCGAUGUUCCCGAAUCAUAUUUGGAAUCACUUCCCAAGAAUGCCAAGGGUAGUUUAGGCGACAUUAUUUAUCGAUAUAUAGCAUCGGAACAAUUUUCACCCGAGUGUUUGUUGGAGUGUCUUGAUUUAUCAUCCGAGCAUCAAGCUCUUGAGAUAGCGAACCGUGUGGAGGCUUCCAUUUACAUAUGGAGACGAAAAAACAACAACACGAAACCUAUAAACAACAUUGUGAGUAGGUCCUUUUCAAGGUCAUCAUGGGACAAAGUUAAGGAUUUGGUUGCUGAUGCUGAUAAAAGGGAAACAUUAGCGGAUAGAGCCGAAAACCUCUUGCUUUGUUUAAAACAAAGGUUCCCUGCCCUUCCUCAAACCACUUUGGACAUGAGUAAAAUCCAAUAUAACAAGGAUGUUGGAAAAUCGAUCUUGGAGAGCUACUCAAGAGUGUUGGAGAGCCUAGCAUUCAAUAUCACGGCUCGAAUUGAUGAUUUACUUUACGUGGAUGACUUGGCAAGACAUUCGGAUAAAUUCUCAUCAAUUUCCAACCGUGAAAUCGUGUCCAAAACAAUCAUUGGGAAACCAUACACACUUCACACAGUUACCACUCCUUAUAGAACCACUUUCACCACACCGAGUCUUUCACCUUCACGUAUAAAUAGUCCAAAGAAAAUUAUGACCGAUUAUUUGACCAUUGACCAAAAAGGUAAGCACUAUGCGGGUCAAGUUGCAAGGUCAAACUCAUUUUCGGGUAGGACUCGAGGAGCGUUACAGAAGAUGGGACUUUCGGGGUCUAAUGGCUCGGUUGGGUUGAGUUGAGUUGACUCGGAUGGGUUUGGAUGAGUUUGAUGUUUGUAGAUGGGUGAAUGGGAGUCUAUAUAUGGAUAUGUUUAAGCUUUAAAGUGUAGGUAGGUGAUGGCAUUUGUACAUCCCGGUUUUGUCCUAAUGAGUAACGAGUCUUGGUUCAGUUGACUCGGACCUUUGGAAGGACUGUGUAGUAGUGAAGUUGUGUAAAUAAAUG
Messenger RNA from Lactuca virosa, 2231 nucleotides. NCBI's taxonomy places the organism in Eukaryota, Viridiplantae, Streptophyta, Magnoliopsida, Asterales, Asteraceae. The record is from the annotation of a GenBank genome assembly.